This is a messenger RNA of Hemiscyllium ocellatum (epaulette shark), 4319 nucleotides long. It is a transcript of the gene sh3d19, whose product is annotated as SH3 domain containing 19. The transcript has 21 exons. Gene Ontology annotation, molecular function: protein binding. NCBI's taxonomy places the organism in Eukaryota, Metazoa, Chordata, Chondrichthyes, Orectolobiformes, Hemiscylliidae. The record is from RefSeq and is a predicted model, not a curated record. Gene Ontology annotation, biological process: protein transport to vacuole involved in ubiquitin-dependent protein catabolic process via the multivesicular body sorting pathway. Gene Ontology annotation, cellular component: ESCRT-0 complex. The coding region runs from base 406 to 3681 and encodes 1091 amino acids.
UGAGUCACUGUAAACCACAAACUGGUUACUUAAUUCACAGAUAAACAAACACACUUGGUUUUAUUUUAAAGAAAAGGUGCGUUCAGGUCCGAAUAAAAAGACAAAUCUCUGCCAACGAUUUGGGAAAGUGACCAACCGUGGAGUGUCAACGCUCAGGGCUGGAUUGACAGAGAGAGAGAAAAGAACCAGCUGUAAGAGCUACCGCCACCUUUUGUUAUCUCUGAGCCAUGGAGUUUCCUGUGGGCAGAGGAAUAUUUCGGAAGUUGUUGAGAAGGUAGCUAUUUGCUCCGGUGUGCUGUGUGGAAGGUGGAGGUGGUGACUGGGAGCUCUCUCUCACACACACACACUGUGCUGUGCUGUGCUGGCAGUACUGACUCCCCCCUUUUGCACACUAAUACAUUCCGUAUGAUGAUGGCGGAAGCCUGGUUUGAGGAGGAAGAGGAGGAGGAGGAGGUGCGAGGGGCGAUCGACAGGGACCCCGGCUCCAGGCACAACUCGGUGGCUCCUGCCCGGCGGCUGGGCAACACCUCCUCAGAUCGUUCAAAUAGAAAUAAACCAGACCAACCAUCCCGCAGCUCAAGCCACGGACCAUUAUCGAGUAUAAGGGCAGCUAUCAAGAGAACAUCAAUUCGUGCAUCGUCACAGAGUGAGCUACGGAGAGAAAGAAGGCGCCCAGACAUUACAGUAAUAGCUGCAGAGCCCAUAGGACCAAAUCACUGGUAUCCCGGAUCACCAAAUUCAGCUGGGCUUGGCCUUUCAUAUCCCCGAACUCUCUGGAGAAUUGAUGAACCUGUUGCAGCAGAACCUCCACCAUCCUAUGAGCAGGUGAUUAGAGAAAUUAACCGGCAGCCAGUUCCCACAACAUCUCCCCCAAGGCGUUCAACAACCACAGCAUCAACACAGACGGAAUUUGACCAGGACUCCGAGAAUAUCGAGACACGGAGCGCUGACGCUGAUUUUGCAAGUUUGCGAGGGAGCAUUCCAACAACAGUUCAGAGACCAGUGAAACCCUCCAGGCCAGCUGUGUGCCUCAUUCCUCUUAAACCUGUGGAAAGUGAAGCACCUUUGAUCUCGAUAGAAAGUAAUCCCAGCAGGGAACAAAGUGUUCAAACAAACACAAAUGCUGUGGAGCGACCCAUACCAAGGCCCAGGUCCUUAGGUAACUUGAAGAUACUUUGUGAAGAACUGAAAAGUGAGACUUCAGAGGGAGAAGAUAAAGAAAUUGAUGCUUUUCACAAGUGCCGUAAUCUAUUUAUAGAAGAUAAUUUUGCCAGUCAAGAUAGAAUGGGUGAUAACAAUGGACAAAGCUUCCUUGCAAGGAUCAAGGCAUUUGAAACACAAACAGAUUCUGAAAAUUCUGUUGGAAGCACGCGGCCAUCAAAGAGGCCAGAGGUUGCUCCACGGUCAUUCGGGCCAAGGCCAGCUGUUGGCCACGUGAAACCAACAGUAGGUCCCAAACCGUCUGCAGCCAACAAGAAUUCAGGGGCAUCUGAAAAGGUGGCUGAAACAAAACCUGUCGCAGCAGAAAGGCAGGGGCCGGUCCUCCUUCCAAAACCACAAAAAAUGGCUGCAGUUGCUGCAAAGCCAGAACCACCCAAGAAACCAAAGCCCAGUAUCUGCACAGCGUCAAAGCCAAGCUACGGAAGUAACAGUACUUUAGAUUCAGGCAAAGAUGCACUUUCAGCUGCUCUCAGUCCUCCGAGAGAAAAACCUGCCAAUAGGGGGAAUCAAGUUCCUGUCCCAGCACCAAGGCCUACUGUGGCAAAAAGGACCUUUUCUGAAAACCACGAUAUGCCUGCUCUAUCUCCUAAAUCUCCCGCUUCUAAACCUUCAGUGUUGCCCAUAACAAAAGCCUCUAUGAUGCAGGAUGAAGAUUCCUCACCCAGCAAGCAUACAGCUCCCCCGGAUGUAACCUCAAGCACAGAAGAUCUGAUCUGCUUUGAUGAUGAUGUUGUACCUACCACUCCAACAGCAGAUAAUGUGACCUCUCUAGUGACAUUAGAUCCUUUUCAGACAUUACCUAGAGGUAUGACAGGAUGCACGGAUACUGCAUCAAGUCGGCCACCCUUAGUACGUAAACCUACAGUAAUUCGUAUACCAAACAAACCAGAAGACAUUGAAAGUCCUCCCCCUCUGCCUGUGGAGACACCUGUUGGAAAUUUUGUUGCACAGAAGCCCAGCUUGUCGAAAGCUCCAGUUGAAAAUCUUGGUGAGGUACCGGGACCAGUUGCUAACCAGUCUUCGACAGCUACCAGCAAAAUCCGUCCUGCGCGGCCUCCCCCAGCUAAAGCUGGUCCAGCCCGACCUCCUCCACCAAAGAUCUCUGCAGCAUCAAGCCAACCUCACCGGUCUUCAUCUGAAGUGGGAAUCAACAGCACUGCGGGAAAAAGCAGCCCACGUGCCCAAAGCAAGAUCAGUCCCAAAGGAGCCAUACCUCCGAAAAAACGACCUGCGCUUCCACCUCGCCCAGCUCCUGGACACCCACUCUACAAUAAAUAUAUGCUGCCUGUACCUCAUGGGAUUGCUGAAUGUGAUGUCAGCUCCACGGUCCCAGGGCAACUGUCAUUCCGGCAAGGUGAAGUGCUGAUUCUCAAGCAGUGCACUGACCAGGCUUUCCAGUGUCAAAAAGGGCUUGAGACUGGCAAAGUUCCUUCAUCCUGUUUGAAGAUAAUCACUCCAAUGGAUGAAGAGGAGGUGAAAGGGACUGGCAAGAAACUCUUCUCUCCUGAACAGCAGCUUGGAGAAAACCGUGCUCCCCAUGCUAUAGUGCUGCAUGACUUCACAGCAGAUCAGAACGACGAAUUGAAUCUAAAGUCAGGAGAUACCGUGUUCUUGAUGGAAAAACUGGACAAAGAUUGGUACAGUGGGAAAUGCAAGGGACAUACUGGGAUUUUUCCUGCAAACUUUGUCAAAGUUAUUGUUGACCUUCAGAAGAGUGAGUCUCAGGAGAGCAGUGGGAAGAAGGCUGCAUGUACCUCAACUUCACUUCUCAGGGGGCCUCGAUGUGUAGCUCGGUUUGACUAUGAAGGAGACCAGGCUGAUGAACUCACUUUCUUUGAAGGGGAUGUCAUUGCACUGAAGGAGUACGUGAAUGAAGAGUGGGCUCAAGGAGAACUCAAAGGCCGCUCUGGAACUUUCCCUUUAAAUUUUGUUGAGAUUAUUGAGGAUCUACCAAUUCCUGAGCAGCAGGCUGCACAGAGUUCACCUCUGUCUCCAGGUUCUGACACAUUAGAAAGUGGCAAAGCAGUGGAGAUCUCGUUACAUGGUCAGGUCAAACACUCGAAUUCUCAAUGGUGUGAAGCACUUUAUGAUUUCAAAGCAGAAGCUCCUGACGACUUGCCGUUUAAACGUGGGGAUCGGAUCCUCAUCACAGAACACUUGGACUCUGAGUGGUGCAGAGGGAAACUGAAUGGGUGUGAAGGGACAUUCCCAACUGUGUUUGUGCAAAUCUGCUCAGACAAAACAAACCCCUUAAAACAACAGCCCUCGGGGAAUAAAAGAGAAAAAGCCAAGGCACUCUAUGACUUUAGUGGGGAGAAUACAGAUGAGCUCGAUUUAAAGGUUGGAGAUAUGAUAACCAUUUUAGAACAUGUAGAUACUGAUUGGCUGAAAGGAGAACUACACGGGAAGGAGGGAAUAUUUCCAAGGAGCUUUGUCCAGCUUCUUCAAGACCAGUUAUGAACUACCUUGUAUUUAGGCUGAGGAAGACCAUACAGCAUGGAGCAGAAUUGAACUUUGUCAUUAUAUGUAUCAAGACACAUGAGCAAACGGGCUGUACAGAGCGUGACAGACUGAAAGAGACACAACCGCUGUUGGAGAACUAAUGAAUCAAAAAUUCCAUUACCUAUGAACUAAGACGUACUGUAAAUAUCUGGGAGCAGGAGCUGGGUCAGUGGUCAGAAUUCAGAUUUUGGUGAUUAAAUACACAUUAUAAUUUUACUGUAACACAUUUACAUGUCAGUAUUGAAAGACAGAUUCCAGUACUGAAUCGGAAACAAUGUCGAAAUUUUUAAAAGACAGUUAAAAGAAAAUCCAUUGAUGCCUGCAUGUGCUGGUGCUGACAUCAGAAGGGCUGGUUUUCCCAUUCUUGCUGUCAUCCUUUAACUUGCAUACAAAUUGCAAAAACACUUUAAUGUAAUCUCAGUAAAUAACUCUGAUUUGCACAGUAUAUCUUUUAUCUUUUGAUUGCAUUGUUUUUGAAGGCAAUAUGGUUUAUUUUCCUUUUAAUGAUCAGUGCCUCUUAGUAUUGCUGUGGUAUUAUCAUUCAGCAAUAACUGAACAAGUUAUUCUGGAACAAAUUAUUCUUUUGUGGAUUCCUU